Messenger RNA from Aspergillus terreus NIH2624, 4557 nucleotides. Its product is annotated as bifunctional ATP-dependent DNA helicase/ssDNA endodeoxyribonuclease DNA2. The record is from RefSeq and is a predicted model, not a curated record. Gene Ontology annotation, molecular function: 5'-flap endonuclease activity; single-stranded DNA helicase activity. NCBI's taxonomy places the organism in Eukaryota, Fungi, Ascomycota, Eurotiomycetes, Eurotiales, Aspergillaceae. The transcript is spliced from 6 exons. The coding region runs from base 1 to 4557 and encodes 1518 amino acids. Gene Ontology annotation, biological process: replication fork reversal. Gene Ontology annotation, cellular component: cytoplasm.
AUGCCUUCUGAUUCCUUAAAACAAGAGCCCGCUGCAGAACCACCACAGUCAAAACCGACGAAAGAAUGCCCCCAAACACCAGCGAAUCGCAUUCCCUUGGCCGACCUUAUUGGAAACACUGAAGAUGCCCUCCUUCGAGACCCAGGGCCGCAAGUCACACCAGAAGACUAUGUCAUCUGGCAGCAUGUUCCCCCGAGCUCAAAUCCGGACACGGGAGCUCAAACACCGGCGAUGACGGGAAGAAAGCGUCGACAUAGCUCGUCACCGACGAGUUCGCCUUUGGCUGGGAAUUCCAAGAGUGCCCAGAAGGAGACUUUCGAUCUACAAUCCUUCCAGACAGCCCUCAAAACUCCCCAAAAUGAUCUCGCUGCAGACCUCUGGAAUAAUUACGUGGGGAAGGUGACUGACAAUGGCAGGCGUGAUCUGCCACAACCUCGCUUUGCAAAUCUUCUUUCUUCUUCGCCUCAUACUCCUAUGUCAGCAAGGACAGGACAGGAUUCUUCUGGGCUGCGCCGCUCUAAUAGCUGCAAUGCCGAGUGGCCCAGCUCAAAGCCAAAGCGGCGAAAAAUUGAUGGAGAGAAAGUCCGCAGUGGUCGAGGCAUCUUCGCUCGAUCGAGAAGCAAUUUUGUGGACUCGGGGAAGGUUGACACCUCCAAAAUCAACCAGCUAGUCGAAACAAUUGAGAAGAGCCUCCGGAGGCCUCAGCCACAUACGUCAGAUCGGUCUCCGGCGCCAGUAUCCAAAAUCAGUCUACUAGAUCAAGCGAAACCCCUGGUGAAUGGUGAAAGCACGCAUCAUUCUCGGUCGCAGGAGGUCGAAGUAAACGGCCACCAAAUCACUGAGAGUUGCGAUGCGAUGUUGGAGACCUCGUCUGAUUAUGGUGAUGACGACCUAGAUCAAGGUUUCCUUGAGCUCGCUGAGGCUUCAGAGGACCCGUUCUUGGAUAAUAGUCGACAAAAUAGCCAUCCCGAAUCUGGAUAUAAAGGGUUUGCUGCCAAACCUGGUCAUGGUGGCAUUGAUCUAAAUUCUGGUACAAACGAACUUGGAUCAAGAAAUACAGAACAGAAAAUAAUCGACUCAAGUGAUGCUGAUGAGUUUGACGAUGAAUUCGAUGACUUCUCAGAUAACAUUGAAGACCUUCUCGCUGCGUGUGAUGCAACGCCGAGCAAUAGGUUACGCAGAUCAGCUCCAAAGGAUAGUAUGGCUGCAGGAAAGCCAAUUCUUAGAGCCGAUGCGAAUACCGUGUUCAAUCAAGAGGGACCUCUCCUUCAAGUGCUGGAGGAUUCAAAGGACGUGUCAUCCAAUGAAUUCGACGAUGGCGAUCUGGACCUGGAUGCUAUCGAGCAAUCUAUGCUGCAGGCAGGCACAGAUGGGUCAAACCAUACAAUAAAUGGCCGACAAGCCAUCAAGCGGUACCUCAUUCUUGAUAUUGCGGAAUCCACCUAUACGACCGAAAAAGGCCGCGUACAACCAGAACAGGUGCUGUUAGUCCAAGACGAGAGAAGCAAGCUCAAAAAGGUUGUCAUCCUACGGGAGUCGUGGUUUGACACUCCUUGCAGUAAAGACCUCUAUAUCCACCUGAUUGGUGAUUUCGAUACUGCAGGCCAAUGUGUCGUCAAUGAUUCACACAACAUGAUAAUCCUCCACCCGGAUCACCUGGUGUCCGCAACUGUGGUGGCAGACUCCAUAGGCUGCCAACGCCGGGCUGUCCUCCAGGACCGUAUCAAGAAGAACAGCGGUGAUCUGGGAAAACCACAAGUCUUUGGCAACAUUUUUCAUGAAAUCUUCCAGGAGGCACUGAAGCUAAAUCAGUGGGACAUGACUACAUUGAGGACUAUGACUGAGUCCGUCGCAGUGAAACACAUCGAGGAGAUUUAUUUGAUCCACAUGAGCAUUCCCGAAGCUGUCGAUUAUGUGAUGAGCAAAAUCCCAGCACUCAAAUCUUGGGCGGAACUCUUUCUCAGAUCAAAGCCUAGUAAUGAGUCUCUUGUCGAGGACCGAAACAGCUCUAAGAUGCGUUUGAGCAUAAACAAGCUCCUCGAAGUUGAAGAACAUAUCUGGUCACCCAUGUACGGUCUCAAGGGAAAUAUCGAUGCUACAGUACAGGUUGCUUGUCAUGAUGGCGAAAGCGAGAAGAAUCUAGUUGUACCUCUGGAGCUCAAGACUGGGAACAGGGACACGAACCAUGCUCAUAGAGCCCAGACAGCUCUUUAUACCCUGUUGCUUUCCGACCGUUAUGAUGUGGAUGUUACAUUUGGGCUGCUGUAUUAUGUGGAGACUUCGAAAAUCUUUCGGAUAAGAGGUAUCCGGCAUGAGCUUCUUCAGAUGAUCCACGCACGCAAUCGUCUCGCUGGAUAUAUGCGAGAAAGGACACACUUGCCGCCGAUGCUCAAAAGGUCCUCUAUGUGCAACAAAUGUUAUUCAAAAACGCCUUGCUUCAUCUACCACAAGCUUGCUGAUGACGGUGAUGGCGAAACUAGCGGCCUUGGAGACGAUUUCGUGAACGCCAUGGACCACUUGAACGUACAGCAUCGAGACUUCUUCCAAAAGUGGGAUAAUUUGCUCACCAAGGAAGAGCAGAGCAUGAUGAGGUUCAAGCGAGAGCUGUGGACACUACUCAGCAGCGAACGCGAGGCCCUUGGUCGAUGCUUUGGCAAUGUUGUUAUCGAGCCCGGAUCAGGUUAUGAGGACAAAGACGGGAUAAAAAUUAACCGCUACCGCUACACGUUUGUCAAGAAGCAAGCGACCCCUUCGUUCUCCUUUACUGAAUCACAGCUUACAGUGGGAGAACCUAUUGUGAUCUCAGACGAGGAAGGCCACUUCGCUCUUGCAAAUGGGUAUGUUGUGCAGGUCAGUCCCAGACGCAUCACUGUUGCAGUGGAUCGGAGGCUUCACAACGCUAGAACAAAGGCGGAAGGUUUCAAUGCUCGAAACAAUCAGACCUUCAGGGGUAUUAUGGAGAUCAGCGAUGAUAUCACGUCAUCCAAUCUACCCCUCGAGCCAGAAGAACAGACUGUUUACCGAUUAGACAAGGACGAGUUCAGCAAUGGCAUGGCCACUGUUCGAAACAACCUUGUCUCCAUGAUGGAGAGGGAUCUAUUCCAAGCCAAAAAUCUAAGGCGGCUAAUCAUUGAAGGCGAAGCACCGAGAUUCAAGCCUGCAUCGAAGUCUCCCGCGAUUCCUGGAUCUGAUGGCGCGAACCUGAAUGUGGAUCAAACACGAGCCAUUGAUAAAGUAAUGAGUGCCAGAGACUAUGCCUUAGUAUUGGGCAUGCCUGGAACCGGGAAAACAACCACCAUCUCUCACAUCAUUCGCGCAUUGGUGUCACAGGGAAAAAGUGUGCUUUUGACCUCAUAUACACAUACGGCCGUCGACAACAUCCUUCUAAAAAUCCGUGACGACAAUAUAAGGAUUCUGCGAAUCGGGGCGGCCACCAAAGUCCACCCCGAGAUUCAGCAAUUUGCGGAUCUAGCAGCCACCCCCAAGCAAACGAUGGAGGAACUGAAAACCGUGUAUGAAGAUUCGCAGGUCGUUGCAACGACGUGUCUCGGAGUCAACCACAACAUCUUCAGUCAACGCAUAUUCGAUUAUUGUAUCGUGGACGAGGCGUCUCAGAUCACUCUCCCGGUGUGUCUUGGGCCCAUUCGAAUGGCGCAAACGUUCAUCCUUGUCGGCGAUCACUAUCAAUUGCCGCCCCUGGUACAAAACAAAGAAGCUCAGGAAGGAGGCCUCGACGUUAGUCUUUUCAAGCUGCUGUCAGACUCCCACCCCGAAUCGGUCGUCAAUCUCGAGCAUCAGUAUCGGAUGUGUGAAGAAAUCAUGCUUCUCUCAAACAACUUGAUCUACUCCGGCAAACUGAAAUGUGGCACUUUGGAGGUUGCAGAACGGUCUCUGAAGCUGCCCAAUCUCCCAGGUCUCAAACAACAUCACGCGGAUAAGUUCGAGGAGAUACCCGGUCAACGGGAACUUUGCCUAGGCCCGGGUCAUCGCUGUUGGCUACAAGACCUGCUGGACCCGUCAGCUAAAACUCGUCUGGUCAAUACGGAUACGCUUGGUACACCAGCGGUGGAUGUGGCUAACGGGUCACGAAUUGUGAAUCCAACCGAGGCAACCCUCUGCUCCCAACUCGUGGAGGCAUUCAUCUCAUGUGGUGUGCCAGCGCGCAGCAUUGGGGUUAUCACAUUCUACCGCAGCCAGCUCUCGCUCCUGAAACAGAAUCUCCGCCAUCAUCUGCCCGAGCUCGAGAUGCAUACGGCAGAUAAAUUCCAGGGGCGAGACAAAGAGGUUGUGAUAUUGAGCUGCGUGCGAAGCAACUCUGAUAACAAUGUGGGCGACCUACUACGUGACUGGAGGAGAGUCAAUGUUGCUUUCACCCGAGCACGUACCAAGCUCCUUGUAGUCGGGAGCAAGAGAACCCUCCGGGACGGCAAUGAGCUGUUGGCAAAAUAUGUGAAGCUCGUCGAAGGGCGUGGACGCAACUCCAUUCUCCUCGAAAAGUGCCCAGCCCACAAAGGGGUUCUGGGACGCCUCGAACGACGACAAAACGCAAUGCUCUGA